AUGUGUGACGCGGGAGAGAGCAACGCGGCGGCCGUGAUGGCGGCGAAGUACUUCGUGUACGGGUCGGGGCGCUGGCGGGCGCUGGACGUGGCGUCUGGUCGCAUUGCGGGCUGGCGGCGGCGCGCGCGGUUUGUGUUCUUGCGACGCGGGCGGCUGCAGGUGGCGCGGCGCGGCGCCGUGCUGCGGGCGCUGCGGGCGCUGGCCGCGGGGCUGCCGGGGGCGGCGGCCGACGGGCCCCGCCUGCCCACUCGCAGGCCGGAGCGCGGCGCGGAGAGUGUCCGCGCAGUACACUCCUGUCCACACCACUGCUGCACGCACUGCCACAGCGCGGUGCCGUGUGGAGCACCAGGUGCGAGGGAGGGCGCAGUACCGCGCGUGUCCACCGUGACCGCCGCCACGUCACCGCUGAUGGCCGCCCCGGCCGUGACGUCACCCUGUAAGGCGGGACCCAGUGUCAGCUCGCCACAGAAAGCUGGUUCCACUGUAAACACGCCCCAAAAGGCAGGGCCCACGAGCUCGCCCCGUAAGCCUGGCCCCGCCGCCGUAAACUCGCCAUAUAAGGCUGGUCCUGCUGUAAGCUCGCCUCGUAAGCCGGGACCUGCUAUAAGCUCGCUGCGUGAGGCUGGGCCCGCUGUGAGCUCGCCCCGUAAGCCCGGCCCUGCUGUAAGCUCGCUUCGUAAGGUGAGGCCCGCUUCAAAUUUGCCCCGCAAGGUUCCCCCGGAAGAUGGCGAGCGCGCUCAGUAUCGCGAGCUAGUGAUCUCGGAGGCGGAGCUGUCGCUGGUGCGCGGGUACGUGUCGCGGUGGCGAGCUGGCGAGCUGGCUCAGUACGACGCGGACGAGCAGUACCGUCGCGCCGUGCUAUACUCCAUCCACCCCGUGGUCCGCCUGCGUCCGCUGGCCGCCGCAGUACUGGCCAAGUACCGGCCGCGCCGCGCCGCCCCGGCGGACACCGACACCGACCACGCCGACGACAAGGAGAACACGGCGGAGAGUACAAGGGAGGCGGGCCCCGCAGCGCGGCCCCAGCUGGCCAAGCGGCCCGGCGGCGCGGACCGCGAGGGCCCGAGCAAGCGGCCCCGGCUGGCGGAGCGCACCAACCGGGCCGCCUCGCCCGGACUGGCGCAUGUCAUCAGCAACCGGGCGGCGCCGGGCAAGGAGUACUCGAGUCUGGAGGACCACGCCAUCGUGGCCUGGCUCAGCGUCGGGGAACGAGCCACCCACGUCAAGGGCAACGCAAUCUGGCGCGAGCUGCAGCUGGUGUACCCGGCGCUGGGCGGGCGCAGUCGGUCCUGGCACUCGCUGCGCAACAGGUACCUGCGCUACAUCCUGCCCGCGCUGCCCGCGCUGCGCCUGCAGCCCGCCCUGCAGCAACGACUGCGCGCCGCCGCCGCCGCGGGCUCCACCAAGUCGAAGUCGGGCGCGCGCCGCAACUCGUUGCUGCACCAGACGCCGGUGCGCAGCGCGUCCAACAGAGUGGCCGCUCGUGCCGCCGGGUGCCACACACCCACCUCGCGCUCCAACUCCUCAUCGCCUGCAGCCUCGCCCGCGCGCAGUCCGCGGCGCUCGCUGCGGCUGCGGGACACCAGCGGCUCCAAGGCCAAGUCCCCCGCGGCCCCGCCCGAGCCCGCGGCCCCGGCACCGCCCGCGCCCGCGCCCCCUGCCGCGGCCGCGCGCCCCCAGCGCUACUCGGAGCUGACGCGGCAGUUCGCGGCGCGGCACCGGCCGCCCACCAUGGAGUCGGAGUCGUCCGCCAGCUCGACCAGCUCGACCAGCUCGAGCUCGCCGGGCAGCGCCAGGUCGAGCCAGGCCAGCUACAAGAGCCCCACGUUGCCUGCGCCCGCGCCGCGCUCCCUGCCCAAGCGAGCGACGCGCAAGCUGUACAACCCCAACUAG
Molecule: messenger RNA, 1893 nt
Organism: Spodoptera littoralis (African cotton leafworm)
Lineage: Eukaryota; Metazoa; Arthropoda; Insecta; Lepidoptera; Noctuidae
Source: the annotation of a GenBank genome assembly